CUCUUUGAUGAAACAGAAGCCUCAUUUACAUGGCUCUUUGAGACCUUUCUAGCUGCCCAUAAUUAUAGGCAACCUAGAACUAUUUAUACUGAUCAAGAUGCAGCAAUGGGAAAGGCUAUACCCAAUGUGUUCACGGAAUCAUAUCAUGGAUUGUGCACCUUUCACAUCAUGCAAAAUGUUGUCAAACACUUAUCUCCAGUGAAGGGCCAAGAGAAAGAAUCUCAUAUUCUCUCUGAUUUUAGUGCUUGCAUGUAUCGCUAUGAGGACAAAAUAGAAUUUGAAGAAGCAUUUGACAGCAUGAGAUCUAAAGUGCAUAAGCAAACUUGGCUAGAUAGUAUAUACAAGGUGAAAGAAAAAUGGGCUGAAUGCUAUAUGAGAGAUGUCUUUAGUUUGGGAGUGAGAAGUACACAACUAAGUGAGAGCUUCAACAGUUCAUUGAAGAACCAUUUGAAAUCAGAUUUUGAUAUUGUCCGUUUUUUGAAGCAUUUUGAGAGGACAGUUGAAGAAACAAGAGCUAGAGAACUAGAGGCUGAAUUUGAGGCAAGGAAGAAGCUACCAAGAAGGCGGAUGUGCACACCUAUGCUAAUUCAAGCAAGCGAUGUUUACACUCCAGUUAUUUUUGAAGCUUUCCAAGUUGAGUAUGAAAGAUCCAUGGCUGCAUGCACUACAGUGUUGGAUGGAGAUAACAAAUAUACUGUCACUAUUGGUAAUUUAAGUGGUGAUUUAAGUUUUGAAGAGGAGCGCAUAGUGACAGCUAAUCCUUUCAACCAAACAACUGAUUGUAGUUGUCAAAUGUUUAAUAGGACGAGGAUAUUAUGUGCACAUGGUCUGAAAGUGCUUGAUUUGAUGAAUAUAAAAAUGUUACCCACACAUUAUGUCCUAAAAAGAUGGACUAGAGAAGCAUGCAGUGGAAGCAUACUGGAUAGACAAGGAAGGGAAGUGGUGGAAAAUCCAAAGUUGGAGGCUCAACUUAGGCUCAGAUCUUUGUCUCAUAAAUUUCUCAACAUGGCAUAUAAAGCAGCCAUUUCUCUAGAGUGUUGUUUGCUAAUAGACAAUGCACUUGAUCUCCUUGGUCCACAAGUAGAGGAUAAACUCAAUGCACCAUCUAGUGUUGCCAAUGAAAAACCAUGUAAUGACCAAGAAAAUAUUAGCCCAAACAUGCAACAAAGAGAUGACUUGCUCGGCACUGCACAACUUAAGAAAAAAGAGGUUCAGUUGAAAGGCUCAAAGAGAAAGAAAAGUUGGAUUGAGAAGUUACGCAAAGGGAAGCGCAAGGCGACUAAAUCUGCUGUACCAACAAAAAAGGGAGCAAAGAAAGAAGAUGGUGCACCACCACAUGUACAAGUGGAGAAUAACAGCAGCAACAAAGAAGCAAAUGUGGACCUCCAUGAGUACAGGGUCAUUGGUGAUUUUACCAGGCUCCUAACAUCUAUGGCUAGUCAUGAUGAAAAUUUUUAUGAUGAAGAUCUGUUCUAGAUUUGCAAGUUGAUUGGAUAGUAUUUUGGAUAGAGCUAACAACAAUAUUUUGUGGGCUAACUAUAGUAUUUUGUGAGUAGCCUGAUGAAUGACAGUUAGUAUGCCAGGCAAUGCCCAAAUGGUGUAAUUGUAAAUUUCUGAAUGCCAUGUAUUGCUUAAGAAACUGAAACAAAUGCUAUAUAAACAUCCUUCAAAAUUAGCUGUAUGUUUGUGUUCUGUUUGCAUGUGCUGUUGGUAA
Molecule: messenger RNA, 1714 nt
Organism: Zea mays
Lineage: Eukaryota; Viridiplantae; Streptophyta; Magnoliopsida; Poales; Poaceae
Product: protein FAR1-RELATED SEQUENCE 5
Exons: 2
Coding region: 106-1476 (456 amino acids)
Molecular function (GO): zinc ion binding
Source: RefSeq, a predicted model, not a curated record